Molecule: messenger RNA, 522 nt
Organism: Prosopis cineraria
Lineage: Eukaryota; Viridiplantae; Streptophyta; Magnoliopsida; Fabales; Fabaceae
Product: putative disease resistance protein At3g14460
Exons: 1
Coding region: 1-522 (173 amino acids)
Source: RefSeq, a predicted model, not a curated record
AUGAACAAAUUUGUUGUGGCAGAGAAAGGAGGUUCAAAAUUAAAAGAAUUGGGUAUCUUAGACCACUUAACAGGUUCACGAAGCAUCUCAAAUGUGGGGUGCAUAGAUGAAACUACAGAAGUAAGAGAGGCCAAAUUGAAAGAAAAGCAUUUAGAUACAUUAAUGUUGCAGUAUUGGCGCUGUCAUGAAGUGGCACUACAUCAAGAGUCUAUAGUGGAAGCACUUGAGCCAAAUCAUGCUAUAGAAGAGCUCACUGUUGAUGGAUACAUAGGUGGCAAAUUUCCAAAUUGGGUUGGUGGUUCACAUUUAGCCAAUUUAGUGUCUUUAUAUUUGCUGAGGUGUGCCAAAUUUGAGCAAUUACCACUAUUUGGGCAACUACCUUCCCUCCAGAAACUUGUCAUUAAAGGAUUUGAUGGAAUAAAGGUGAUAGGUGAAGAAUUUUACGGGAAUGGCUCCUCCAGUGCCCCAUUUUGUUGCCUUUCAUAUUUAAGUUCUGAUGAGAUGUUGGAUGGGGAAGAAUAG